This is a messenger RNA of Penicillium griseofulvum, 1347 nucleotides long. It is a transcript of the gene ppe1, whose product is annotated as putative ribosomal protein/carboxylic ester hydrolase (Ppe1). Lineage: Eukaryota; Fungi; Ascomycota; Eurotiomycetes; Eurotiales; Aspergillaceae. The record is from RefSeq and is a predicted model, not a curated record. Gene Ontology annotation, molecular function: protein methylesterase activity. The transcript is spliced from 4 exons. Gene Ontology annotation, biological process: protein demethylation. The coding region runs from base 1 to 1347 and encodes 448 amino acids.
AUGAGUGACCUUCAGAAAUCAUUCGCCAAGGCAAAACUGGCCAAAUUUCCGCCCGAAGCACCAAUGCCUGAGUCAAUGAGUUAUUCAGAGGAUGGAGAGGAUAGCUCUUCGGCAUCGUCAGUAUCCUCCACCGGGACCAUCAUCCCGUCUCCCACGCGCCAGCUAUUCGCCCGAGCGAGCCGACGACAAUCAUCUCAAACCUCUUUGACAUGGACAGACUUCUUUGACCAGGAGCUCUUUCUUCCAGAGGAAGUGGAUAAUUUCCAUAUUAUACAUCAUGUCUAUUUAACACCGCCAACUGAAUCAGGCCCGCUUUUUGUCAUGCACCAUGGAGCGGGUUCAUCGGGACUUUCCUUCGCCUCCUGCGCAGAAGAGAUCCGGAAGAUUCUCCCAAAGGCAGGAAUCUUGUCUCUGGAUGCACGAAGCCAUGGCCGCACUGUCGUGACUACAUUAGACAGUAAGACUGAUGACGAGGCUCCUUCUACGGCAGCGGCGGCCCAUUCUGGAUUCUCGGGGAAGGCCGAGCUGGACCUUAGUCUUGACACUCUGAGCCGGGAUCUUGUCCAUGUGAUCUACCAGACACAAACCAGGAUGGGUUGGGAGAUUCUCCCUGAUAUUAUUCUGGUUGGACACAGUCUCGGCGGGGCGGUGAUUACAGACGUCGCGAAGAAAGGAGAGCUGGGUCCGAAGCUGUUGGCAUACGCGGUGUUCGACGUAGUGGAAGGGUCUGCAAUGGAUGCUCUCCAGAGCAUGGAAAAAUAUCUUUCGACUCGUCCGACCAGAUUCCCAUCCCUGUUAUCUGGAAUUGAAUGGCAUACUCGCUCCCGUACAAUCCGGAACACUACUUCUGCUCGCGUCUCGGUUCCAUCCCUCCUAUACGAAGAAAGCGAGCCUAGCGACCCGUCCCGUCCUUGGGUGUGGCGCACAAACCUCUCCGCAACGAAACCUUUCUGGGAAAACUGGUUCGUUGGCUUGAGUAGAAAGUUCCUCGAUGCACGAGGUGGAAAGCUACUACUGCUUGCUGGGACCGACAGGUUAGAUAAAGAGUUGAUGAUCGGGCAGAUGCAAGGUAUGCGUUUCGAAAAUCCCUAUCGGCUCUCUAUGAUCAUUCGGCAUCGUACUUACUUUAGUAUCACAGGAAAAUACCAACUUCAGGUCUUCCCUGAAGCAGGCCACUUUGUUCAUGAGGACCAGCCUGUGAAAACUGCGCAGAUUCUGGCGGACUUUUACCGACGAAAUGACCGGAGCGCAUUGGUGCUUCCGCCCAAGGUAGCGGAUAUGCAAGCAUCAGCGGCAAUGAAGAAGGGAACAGGCGCUACUGGUGGCCCAACGGGGCAUCUAAGAUAG